AUGCCUCAGGGGACAUUUCCAAACUCUACCUCAUCCUCACAGAUGCCGAUCUUGACGACUACUGUAUCAUGUCUCAACGGAACAUUCUCAACUUCAGAAAAUCAUCUCUCACAGACUAAUCCGAUCUUGCUCGAUCACUGUCUUAUGCCUCAGGAGACAUUCACAAACUCUACCUCCUUCCCGGAGUACGCAGAUCUUGGCCGAUCGCUGACGCGUGUCUCAGGACAAUUAACAUGUUCCGAAUCUCAGGAACUUCUUUUUUCUUCUACAAACGCGAACGCCGCAUUCCCAAUAUUUCUUGCUAAUUGUUUCAUUUGA
This is a messenger RNA of Caenorhabditis angaria, 318 nucleotides long. NCBI's taxonomy places the organism in Eukaryota, Metazoa, Nematoda, Chromadorea, Rhabditida, Rhabditidae. The record is from the annotation of a GenBank genome assembly.